CCGCCGCCCAUCGUUACCGACUCCAACGCAAAGUCGUCUUCCGCCCAUUGUUUGCGGCCAGAGCGGCUCCAAGAAUCCAGGUGCUGAGUUUGAGUCUAAUCCCGAAACAGGGGUUUCCGGCUCCGAGUCAAACCCUAGUGAUCCGAUUCCGACCUCCUCCUCCGCUUCCUCCCACAUUUCUCCGAGUCCAGCAAUGGAAUCCAAGUCCACGGGGCGGUUCACACUCGGCAGGCAGUCCUCGCUCGCCCCCCGGGAGGAUCGCGACGAGUCCCUGCGAUCGGAGGUCCUUGACGGAUCUCACGUCCCCGCCGAGAUUGGCUCCGACAUCCGCCUCAUGUACCUCGCCAGCGAGGGCGACCUGGACGGAAUCCAGGAGAUCUUGGACUCCGGUGUCGACGUCAAUUUCAGCGACAUCGAUGGCCGAACCGCGCUCCACGUCGCCGCCUGCCAGGGGUUCGCUGAAGUCGUCGAGCUACUGAUCCGUAGGGGCGCCAAAGUCGAUCCCCAAGAUCGGUGGGGCAGUUCGCCCCUUGCAGAUGCCAUGCAUUACAGAAACCAUGAAGUGAUCAGGAUUCUGGAGCAGCAUGGUGCUAAGCUUCCGGUUGUCCCCACACAUGCUAAGAUUGCUCGAGAAGUACCAGAAUAUGAGAUUGAAUCCAAUGAACUCGAUUUCACUAACAGUGUUUUCAUUACUAAGGGGACAUUUCUAUUAGCUACUUGGCGCGGAAUUGAAGUUGCUGUUAAAAUGUUUGGUGAAGAUGUAAUGACCGAUGAAGAUAAAGUGAGUGCAUUUAUGGAUGAACUUGCCUUGCUUCAGAAAAUUAGACAUCCAAAUGUAGUCCAGUUCUUGGGUGCUGUUACUCAAAGUAGCCCUAUGAUGAUUGUCACAGAAUAUUUGCCAAAGGGUGAUUUGCGUGCCUUUUUGAAUAUGAAGGGACCUUUAAAACCAAGAUUGGCAGUCAAAUUCGCACUUGAUAUUGCUAGAGGAAUGAAUUACUUGCAUGAGCACAAACCUGAAGCCAUCAUUCACCGUGAUCUUGAGCCUUCAAAUAUUCUGCUUGAUGAUUCUGGACACCUGAAAGUUGCAGACUUUGGUAUUAGUAAGAUGUUAAGAAUGGCAAAAACCAUAAGAGAGGUUAGGCCAUUGACUUCUCUAGACACUGCAUGCAGAUACAUGGCCCCAGAAGUCUUUCGCAAUGAAGAAUAUGACACAAAAGUAGAUGUUUUUUCUUUUUCUUUGAUUCUAAAAGAGAUGAUUGAAGGAUUCCUGCCUUUUAAUAAAAAACAAGAUGAUGAAGUUCCCAAAGCAUAUGCAUCUAAAGAGAGGCCUCCGUUUACAGCUCAUCGAAAGAAGUAUCCUCAUGGACUGAAAGAGUUGAUUGAGCAGUGUUGGAGCGAGGACCCUGCCGAAAGACCAACUUUUAAAAAUAUAAUUGACCAGUUGUUAAUUAUACAGAACCAAAUUGCUCAAAAACAGCGUUGGAAGGUGAGACCUUUGAAGGUUUUCUAUAAUUUUGAAGCCAUAUGGAAGAAAGACAACUCAAACCCUAGCAGCCGUUCAUCACGCUCAUCAAGAAAUCUUCAGUAGCUGACUCCCUCAGUCGAGAAGAGACGAAGAAGACAGCAUGAGUAAGAUACUGAGGUUUGGUUUUAAUUGAUAGGAAGCACCGAUAACUUGGUGAUUCCUCUUGAUCAAGGCUUGCUUUGUUGAUAAUAUCUAUGGGAAGGUGAACUUUUGGGACAAAAAGCAUGUAGACGCUUUGACACAACUGUACUAAAAAUAAGUUCCCAUUGUUAUAAUAUUUGAACAGUUGAUUGCUUUACUAAAA
Musa acuminata subsp. malaccensis (wild Malaysian banana) is the source of this 1829-nucleotide messenger RNA. RefSeq names its product serine/threonine-protein kinase 12. The record is from RefSeq and is a predicted model, not a curated record. Gene Ontology annotation, biological process: protein phosphorylation. Lineage: Eukaryota; Viridiplantae; Streptophyta; Magnoliopsida; Zingiberales; Musaceae. Gene Ontology annotation, molecular function: protein serine/threonine kinase activity; ATP binding; protein binding.